CUGCUUUGCGCUUCAUCAACACAACACGAUACCUGUCCAACACGAGUCUGCAAGGAAAUAGAGCCUCUCGCAACCCGAGAUACUAUGAACGUCCAAUACAACUCGGCCCUGCGCCAGAGCAAGGCCAUCCGCAACGACCUCGAAAAGCUGUCCUCGUCCGCCGCCCAGCCCGCCGCCCUGACCCCCUCCGAGAUCGGCAACGUGUCCGCUUCCCUCGCCUCCUUCUCCAAGACCGUCGACGAGUACAACCAACUCGCCCGCCAAGAGCUCGUUCCCAAGAAGCAGCAGGAGGCAUUCGAGCGUGUGAAGCGCUUCCGCGAAGACCUCGCCGAUUUCCGUUCCCAGGUCGACAACCUCAAGAAGGCUCGCGAGGAUGCCGCGCACAACAGCAACCGAGGCGAGCUGCUCGGCCGCAGAGCCUACGUCACCGCGACCCCCGAGAACCCCUAUGCCAACGUGAACAAGGGGUCGUCGACAUUUCACAGCCGAGGCGCCUCGACGGGCCAGGCCGGCGCAGGUGGUUUGAGUAUGGGAGGCAACGAUGUCACGAGGGAACAGCACGCCCUGCGCGAACAGAAUUUCUUUGCCCAGACGAACUCGGCUCUCGACGACUAUAUCGCACGUGGGCAAGCAGUGCUCGGCGACUUGGGCACACAGCGGGAAAUGCUGAAGAACACGCAGAAGAGGCUAUACUCGGUCGGCAACACCCUAGGCAUCUCAGGGGACACCAUCCGCAUGAUCGAGCGUCGUGCCAAGGAGGACAAGUGGAUAUUCUGGGCUGGCGUCGUCGUCUUUUUCCUCUUCUGCUGGUUGGUCAUACACUACUUGCGAUGA
Molecule: messenger RNA, 834 nt
Organism: Colletotrichum karsti
Lineage: Eukaryota; Fungi; Ascomycota; Sordariomycetes; Glomerellales; Glomerellaceae
Product: vesicle transport V-SNARE protein
Exons: 2
Biological process (GO): endoplasmic reticulum to Golgi vesicle-mediated transport; vesicle fusion
Cellular component (GO): SNARE complex; endoplasmic reticulum membrane; ER to Golgi transport vesicle membrane
Molecular function (GO): SNAP receptor activity; SNARE binding
Source: RefSeq, a predicted model, not a curated record